AAAAAUCUCUCUCCUCAAACUCCAACUCGCAUCUGCUCUUCAUCUCUUUCGUCUUUCUUCCUCCUCCUCCCGCCUCCGGAAUUGUGAUUGCCUCCGCCUCCUUCUCUUAAAAUCCUCAAUCAAAAACCCCAAUUCAAUUUUCUCUCUCCUCAAUCUUCAAUUCGCCGGAGAUCUCGUCGUGCUCUUCAUCUCCUUCCGCCUCCUCCUCUUAAAACCCUAACUACUCUCCUCCCAUAAAACAACCAUCUUUUAGUCGUAUCACCACCUUUAGUCGGCGGCGCUUCUGCUAAUCCUCACUUAUUCUCUCGCUGCUAUUCGCGGUGUUGACGACAGUGGCGGGCGCCCCUCCUGCCCUGGCUCAGGGACGGGUAUGCCCAUAGUGUACACUGGACAAAAGGAAUUUAAGACUUGCUCUUUGAUAAGUUCCGGAAAGAUGAUGGGAAAAUCAAGAAAGUUCGCUGUUGGGAACCAAAGGGGAAUGAUUUCGGAUUACCGGCAUACUGUGGAAACCAUGGCUGAGUCAGAGGGUUUUGGGAGCUCGGGACGAGUAGACACUGAGAUGACUCUAUCAGAGGAUUCUUGCUCUCCGAAGAGGAAGCGCAUCAGUUUAAAUGGGGAUUGUCAUGAUCAGUUUGGGGUUCCUAUGCAAGUUCUUUCCUUUUCCAAGAUGUCGAUGACUGAAAGGAAGGACUUGGAGAUUCGGUUGAGGAGGGAGCUUGAAGAGGUUCGGAUUUUACAGAGGAGAGUUGCAUCGUUCAGUACAAAUGCUAUUGUCUUAUCACCAGCAAGUGACAUUCGUAGUUGCAGUGAUGGGCAGAAGAGGCCUCCACUUGAGAAUCCAUUGAGACGGCCUGAACAUCCAGUACAGGGGAAGAAACAGCCUGUAGGACGUAAUGGGCCCCGUGCGAAAAAGGGCUUCCCUGGACAGGUUGAUCCUCCAAAGCAAAUCGUGUCAAUGAACACUGCUAACCCUAUGCUGAUGAAACGAUGUGAAAACCUCUUGAGUUGGUUGAUGACUAAUCAGUAUGGUUGGGUUUUUAAUGAUCCCGUUGAUGUCAUCAAGCUGAAUAUUCCUGAUUAUUUUACUGUUAUUAAGCACCCCAUGGAUUUUGGCACAAUCAGAAACAAGUUAUCCAGAGGGGAGUACACAAAUCCGUUGGCCUUCGCUGCAGAUGUUAGGCUUACUUUUUCAAAUGCAUUGACGUACAAUCCACCUGGAAAUGAUGUUCAUUUCAUGGCUCAGACACUUAGUAAAAGUUUUGAGCAGAGGUGGAAAGUAAUUGAAAAAAAGAUCCCAACAAAGACAGAUGUUCAGGGGUUGCCUUCACAUUUAGAUGCUCCCAUUCGAAAUGAACCAACAGCCCAUCAUAUUCCUCCUUCUAAAAAAAAGAAGGUUGCUCCCGUGGGAUAUGCAGUGAAAUCACAGCCUAUUAAGAAGGUCAUGACACUUGACGAGAGGCGUAAUUUGAGCGCGGAAUUGGAGGGAUUGAUUGCUGAUUUGCCGGAUACUAUUAUCGAAUUCUUGAAAGCAAAUAGUUCUGCUGAUGGGCAAGGCAACGAGGAUGAGAUUGAGAUUGAUAUUGAUGCUCUCAGUGAUGAUGUCCUGUUUAAGCUAAGAAAGUUGUUAGAUGAUUUCCUGUUGGAAAAAAAGAAGAAUGAGACAAGGGCUGAACCCUGCGAAAUGGAGCUACAUAAUGAGUCCGGGUUUAGCAAUUCGUCUAUUCAAGCUGGAAAAGGCAAUGAUGCAGUUGACGAGGAUAUUGAUAUUGGGGGUAUUGACCAUCCCAUUUCAAGCUUCCCUCCAGUGGAGAUAGAGAAAGAUACAGCCAAUAAGAACAAUAGAUGCAGUAGUCCUACCAGUUCCAGCAGUGACUCGGGCUCAUCAUCUAGUGAUUCGGACAGCUCUAGUAGUGAAUCUGAAGGCGCUAGAGGUUUACCCCCGGGUAACAAGCUGCAGCCAACUGUGGAUGCCAAAGCAAAUACGGAACAAAAUCAAAGUGAUAUUGAUCAUGAAGCCGGGAUAAAUCAAUGUCGGAGCAGCUUGAGCCAAGUUGACCAGAGUUCCCAGACUAAGCCUCUGUCAGUUGAGGUGGAUGGUCAUAAAGAGGGGGAGAGUGCUCCAUCUGAGAGGCAAGUCUCCCCAGAUAAACUAUACCGCGCUGCUUUACUGAGAAACCGAUUUGCUGAUACAAUACUCAAAGCUCAAGAAAAGACUCUUGAUAAGGGUGAAACGCGUGAUCCAGAGAAAUUACGAUUGGAAAGGGAAGAGCUUGAGAGAAGGCAAAGAGAAGAAAAGGCUAGACUACAAGCAGAAGCCAGGGCUGCAGAAGAGGCGCGAAGGAAGGCUGAAGCGGAAGCUGCUGCUGAAGCUAAAAGGAAGAGGGAAUUGGAGAGGGAGGCGGCACGUCUUGCUCUGCAGAAGAUGGAGAAAACAGUGGAUAUAAAUGAAAAUUGCCAGUUCAUGGAGGAUCUUGAGAUGCUGAGUGCAGCUCCUGCUGAUGAUCUGUCAAGUUUUAUGGGUGAUACAAGCCCAAAUGACUCUCAAAAUGGCGGUCUUGGUAGUUUUAGAUUCAGGGGAAAUAGCAACCCCUUGGAACAACUUGGGUUAUACAGGAAAGAUGAUGAUGAAGAAGAGGAGGAAGUUGAGGCCCCACAUAAUAAUAAUAAUAAUGCUCCAGAUACAGCGGCAAACGACGUUGAGGAGGGAGAAAUUGACUAAGGUCUUUUUUGUUUGGCUGCAAGUAUUUAUCAAGGGAACGAAGAACUGCUUUCCAUGAUUAUGUUGGGAUUUGGUUCGUUCACUCUGCUUUGGAGUUUUUCAUGAGCAAUCAAUCAAAUGGGAGUAGAGUUAAGACUGGUAAUAGUUCAGCUACGAGGCUCGUGGAUAAUUUUGGUUUAGCUUCGGUUUUAAGGUGUCUGGGGUUUUUUGUCAUUUGUGCAAAAACCUACUAUGAAAGUAAGCUGUGACAUUCAUUGUCAAGGUGAAGGUAGUUUAGUUAAUCAGGCCUUUUUUUGCCCUUUAUUUUUCCUGUAAAAAAAAAAAGCAAAUUUAUUUGUAACUUGAACCAGGGCAGUAGGGCACUGCUCCUGGGGUUGUUACUUGUUAGUACAUGUUUGGCACUGCUCCGGGAUCAGGGCUUGCCUUCUUUAUAA
Molecule: messenger RNA, 3153 nt
Organism: Spinacia oleracea (spinach)
Lineage: Eukaryota; Viridiplantae; Streptophyta; Magnoliopsida; Caryophyllales; Amaranthaceae
Product: transcription factor GTE10-like
Exons: 11
Coding region: 371-2719 (782 amino acids)
Molecular function (GO): protein binding
Source: RefSeq, a predicted model, not a curated record